Messenger RNA from Gavialis gangeticus (Gharial), 3276 nucleotides. RefSeq names its product Wnt family member 9B (gene WNT9B). Bases 1 to 1098 code for a protein of 365 amino acids. Gene Ontology annotation, cellular component: extracellular region. The transcript has 4 exons. Gene Ontology annotation, molecular function: cytokine activity; frizzled binding. The record is from RefSeq and is a predicted model, not a curated record. Gene Ontology annotation, biological process: neuron differentiation; cell fate commitment; canonical Wnt signaling pathway. NCBI's taxonomy places the organism in Eukaryota, Metazoa, Chordata, Crocodylia, Gavialidae.
AUGACGGAGGCCCGGAGCCAAAGAGAAGAGCUUUCUGAAGACCAUCCUUUGGAUCUUUUCUCCUCUGACUCUCCUCUCUCUCUUCUCUCCUCUGUCAGCCUUACUGGAAAGGAAGCUCUGACCCACUUCCCUUUGCUGGGCCCCUCAACAAACCCUGCCCAAGGAAAGGUGCACCUUAAGCAAUGUGACUUGCUCAAGCUGUCCCGUAAACAGAAGAGGCUUUGCCGUCGGGAGCCUGGGCUGGCAGAGACUUUGCGAGAUGCCAUCCGGCUUGGCAUCAUGGAGUGCCAGUACCAGUUUCGCAACGAGCGCUGGAACUGCAGCUUGGAAGGACGGACCAGUCUCCUGAAGCGAGGUUUCAAGGAAACUGCCUUCCUCUAUGCAGUGUCCUCUGCAGCUCUUACCCACUCCCUGGCCAGGGCAUGCAGUGCUGGGCGCAUGGAGCGCUGUACCUGUGAUGACUCUCCGGACCUGGAGAACCGCAAGGCUUGGCAGUGGGGGGUGUGUGGGGACAAUCUCAAAUACAGCACCAAAUUCCUCAAGAACUUCCUAGGUCAGAAGAAGAUUGGCAAAGACCUGCGGGCCAAGGUAGACAUCCACAACACCAACGUGGGAAUCAAGGCUGUGAAAAAUGGUCUCAAAACCACAUGCAAGUGUCAUGGUGUCUCAGGUUCCUGUGCUGUGCGAACCUGCUGGAAGCAGCUCUCUCCAUUCCAUGAGACUGGCAAGCUACUCAAGCUUCGCUAUGAUGAUGCUGUCAAGGUCUUUAGUGCCACCAAUGAUGCUGUGGGGCACUCUGAACUCGUGGGGCCACAGAAACAUGGCCACUCCUCCAAAAACCCUACUUCUCCACGCCCGACUGACUUGGUGUAUGUGGAGGACUCGCCUAGCUUCUGUCGGCCCAGCAAGUACUCACUGGGCACUGCUGGAAGGACAUGCUCUCGGGAGGCCAACUGUGACAGCAUGUGCUGUGGACGUGGCUACAAUACUCAGAGUCGGAUGGUCACCUUCUCUUGCCACUGCCAGGUGCAGUGGUGCUGCUAUGUGGAGUGUCAACAGUGUAUGCAGGAAGAAGUUGUUUAUAGCUGCAAGCAGUAAUGUCAGGUGUUAUCAGGCCAGGAAAGGAGAGGUAUACAAAUGAGAGGCAAUAAUGAGGCAGAGGCAGGCACAGCUUCCUGCAAGGCACUUGGUAUUAGCUCCUGCUCUCUCCAUGCUGAGAAUCCCUGACACAUGGUGUACUGGAUAGCUCCAUCUAUGAGGGAUGCAAUAUCAGAAGCUGUGUCAGGUAGAGAUGAGGAAGAAAGGCAGAGAGGCUGGGGAGAAAUGAGUUGUAAGACUUCAGGGAUACUGAAGCAAUAAGGGUCUCUUUUUAAAUUAAACCUUGUUCUCCACGGGAGCUGCAUGAAUACUGCUCCCUACAUUUUGUAUAUAAAUGCAUUAGGGAGGCUAACCAUAAAGGCUGAGGGGCCUUGGAAUUGAAAAGUAGCAAGGAAGAAAGGCAGUAAGUGGACCAGGUAGUGGACGCAUUUAUAAUAGGAACAUCAAGGUUGCUGAAAUGAGACAAAAUGACUCUGGCAAAAGGAGGGGUUUUUUAAUAUGCUACUUCCUGGGAACCAGCUGGGUUCUCUCUGCUCUGGAUUCUAGACAUGCGCUGAAGAGUUCCCUCAUCUGGGUGUCACAGACAAACUCAGCUAAUUAUUUCUAAAUUUGUCUGCACAUUUUAGUAACGAAUGUGGAUGUGCAUGCACACCCACUGUAGCAGUAAACUAAAAGGUUCAAGAUGGAAAUGACUACCAGGCAAUCUCUGCCUUUGAGUGAUGAUAUGAAAUAUGAAGCACCAUGUACUAGUAUGCCCAAUGUCUUCUGCACCUCUGCAGGAGCAAACACUGGAGCAGGGCUGUUCUCUGCCUUUCAUGCUGUGUCCUGCUGUGGAUGCUGAUCUGAACAUCUCUUAUCUCCUAAAUAGCCAGCCAUGGCCAUAUACUCCAAACUGGUACUACCUAGGUGAAUGGUACUUUCUUCAACAUGCACUUUAGCCUUUGGCAGGUCAGGUGCAAGACUGCAGAGCUUAAACAAAGACACUGGGCAUGUCCUACAAGAUCGCAGCCUCUUCCAUUGACUUGAUUUGGGGGGGAAAGGACACUUGUCAGUAUUUCAGUGGUGCAGUUUAAACCUGCUAGUACUUCUAAGCUCUUGCAGGAAGCCUAUUCCACAGGUGGAGCUGGGUAAGUGGCUCAGUUAGCAUUUGUGUCUUUAAAAGGUACAAAAGAGAAGGCAGUUUUUGUUGCUAGAUCAAUGCCCUUAUACUGGUGGUAUCACAGUGUAUAACAAGGACUGCUUUGAAAAUUCAGUAGCUAUUAUGUUUGUCCAAGGCAUUCACAAAUAAAUGAGUCCAGCCACAAGUGUGAAAGAGUGCUGCCAGACUGGCAGACACAGAAUAUAUUGUAAAUAUAAAGUAAAACUCUAUAUGCAUCAGCAUUUGCAGAUUUAACAGAAGGUAAUUUAAGAUUCAUGCAUACAGAUUCAGUGCAUUCACAUAUCUCACAAUAGCUAUCUAGCAAGAGCCAGAAGACUUCUCUGCUCCCCCAGCUAGACGCUCAGGGUUGCUGACUUUUUGGUUAAAUCCACUUACCCAAUGCUGUGCUCACAGGCAUGACUGCUUGCUGGCGGAUACUGAAGGAAGUCAGUUGGGAGAAGUAUGGGUGCUGCUGACUGUUGUCUAGCCGUCUGAAUGAAUGGGGGAACAGUGAGGAGCCAGACUCUCAUUUGAGGCUGUCACAGCUUUUUCCAAAGAAUGCUUAAGCUUUGUGACAUGAUGGAAGAUGGAAAUGCUUCAGCCUAGGGUAAAACAUGAGGUGUAAAAUGAGCUCACUGGAAUUUACCAUAAGCUGCCAAAUGCAAGAAGAGCCUUUAUCUCAUUCUCCCACACCUGCACCAUGUAUGGAUGACAGUAUUAGAGAUAUUUCCCUCUUGCAAAUCUUCAUUGUGGGGUAUGAGUCUGGCUUAUGGACUAAAAGCUGAAUUGGACCCUGGGAUCUGAACUGGGCAGUGUUUGUGGGCAGCUGAAUUCUCUUGAAAAGCCGGUGAGGCCAUGAAUGUGAUCCCAAGCCUUGAAUAGACCCUGAGCCUGAACUAAUCUGGGUCCUAACAAGGUGGUAGAAUAUUCACCCAAACACUAGUUCCCUUUCAGCUCACUGGCUUUGAGAUUGUAAAUUCAGCACAUACUCUGUUUGUUUGGACUGGGUCCUGCUUUUAAAAAAAGUUGAAGUCAACUGG